Rhododendron vialii is the source of this 4130-nucleotide messenger RNA. Its product is annotated as pre-mRNA-processing factor 39-2. Bases 126 to 3623 code for a protein of 1165 amino acids. NCBI's taxonomy places the organism in Eukaryota, Viridiplantae, Streptophyta, Magnoliopsida, Ericales, Ericaceae. Gene Ontology annotation, biological process: RNA processing; mRNA 5'-splice site recognition. The transcript is spliced from 13 exons. Gene Ontology annotation, cellular component: U1 snRNP; U2-type prespliceosome; commitment complex. The record is from RefSeq and is a predicted model, not a curated record. Gene Ontology annotation, molecular function: protein binding.
CUUCCGAGUUCCAAGAGCACCCCUCAAUCAAUUGUUUGGUUCCGAUUUUCUUGGCGAUGCUCCUACAUCUGCGGCCGAAUACAGCCCUGCACAUAUUGGUGCGAAAGCUGGAUUGAUUUGUAACAAUGGAGUUACAGGUGUAUACUGCUGCGAAGGGCCUUUCGGCUGCAGGGGAAGAAGAGUCUCAAGGAUAUAAUCUGUUGGCACCUUCCCAAGGUUUUGAUGAACAACUUCAGGAACUGAUGCGCAGAGGGUCAUUAGACUUUGAUACUUGGACUUCGAUUAUCUCAAAGAUUGAGAAAAUAUAUCCCGAUGAUAUAGAGAAGAUCUGUUUAGUGUAUGAUUCCUUUUUGUCAGAGUUUCCUUUGUGCCAUGGAUACUGGAGGAAGUUUGCUGCUCACAGAGCACACUUAUGCACUAUUGACAAGGUUGUUGAAACCUUUGAACGAGCUGUGCGCUGUGCAACAUACUGUGUUGGUGUUUGGGUUGAGUAUUGUAGCUUUGGUAUGGUGGCUUAUGAAGAUCCAUCCGAUAUUCGUAGAUUGUUUAAAAGAGCAAUGUCCUUUGUUGGAAAGGACUACUUGUGUCAUUCCCUCUGGGAUAAAUAUAUUGAGUUCGAGUUCUCUCAGCAGCAGUGGAGCUUACUUGCCCUGAUAUAUGUCCAAACUCUGAAGUUUCCUACGAAAAAAUUACAUCGCUAUUAUGAUAAUUUUAAAAAGUUUGCGGCCAUUUUGGAAGCAGAGAUGGAACGGCAUGAAAACCACAGUGCUGAAAUAGAGUCAGAAUCUGUCAAUGAUGCUGCAUUCACAGCACUUACCAAUGAAAUCUCCUCUGUCAUUAACAACCUGCUGGAUCCUUCUACUGGCUACCUUUGUUAUAGAGCUCUGCAGAUCUAUAAAUCUAUUGGGGAGAGGUUCUACCAGGAAGCUUGUGAAUUAGAAAGUAAAAUAAGUAGCUUUGAGAAAAACAUUGGGAGGCCUUAUUUUCAUGUUAUACCACUUGAUGAUAAUCAACUAGAAAACUGGCAUCACUAUCUAGAUUUUGUUGAGAUGCAAGAAGAUUUUGAUUGGGCCGUAAAGCUUUAUGAGAGAUGCUUAAUCCCCUGCGCUGAUUACCCUGAAUUCUGGAUGCGUUAUGUUGAAUUUAUGGAAGCUAAGGGAGGGAGAGAGCUAGCAAACUUUGCCCUUGACCGAGCAACAGAAGUAUUUCUUAAGAAUGUGCCAGCAAUCCAUCUUUUCAACUCACGGUUUAAGGAGAAAAUAGGGGACAGGUGUGGUGCACGUGCUGCAUUUCUUUUGCCCGAUAAAGAGUUGAAUUCUGACUUUGUGGAAAAAGUUGUAAAAGAAGCCAAUAUGGAAAAACGAUUGGGAAAUUUUACAGCAGCCUCAAGUGUUUAUGAGAAAGCACUGGCAAUGGCAGCAGAGAGGCAAAAAUUGCAUAGCGUUGCGAUUCUCUACAUUCAUUUCUCUCAUCUUAAGUAUAUGAUGACAGGUAGCGUAGAUGCAGCCAGAGAUGUGAUUAUAGACGGCAUACAACAUGUGCCUCAUUGCAAAUUACUUCUAGAGGGUUUGAUAUACUUUUUGAUGAUGCAUGGAGGAGUUGGACAAGUCAAUGUAGUGGAACCCAUAAUAACUGAUGCUAUAUCUCCAGUGCCAGUUGCAUCUCAGGGGUUGGGUGCCAAAGAUCGGGAAGACAUAUCGGUUCUAUACUUGCAGUUUGUUGACCAAUGUGGAACUGUCCACGAGAUUAUUAAGGCAUGGAAUCAGCACAUAAAAUUGUUCCCACAUUUGCUAAGGACUACCUCCUCAAAGAAGCUCCCAACUUCAGGCACUCAAUUGUUGGACAAACUGACGGUAAAGCCUUGUUGUCCAUCUGGAGGCCAUACUUCGGACCAACUUAACCAGCUGCAGAUGCAAGAGCAGAAGGUAUCACUGCCUGAAAAUCAUCCCAUACACCCCAACCAGGUAUUCACAAGUCAGAUCCAACCAGAAGAAAACAACAACUGUGCACAGGAGAGAUCACAACAGGUAUCUCCCAAAAUUGCAGAACAGUGUAUGGAAGAUGAAUCAAUAGUAAAUAAACCAACCCAUGAUGUGGUACAUCAGUCUGGGGAUGAUGCAUGUGGACAUAUGGAAUCAACUCCUUAUUCGGUACAUCAGGCACCUGAAGCUGCAAAUGAACCAGUGGGGCCAGCUCGUGUAGAAGAUGAAUGUAGACCAAUAGUGCCAACUCAUGGCUUACUUCAUUCACCUGGAGAAGAUGCUUAUGAAACAAUGGACACAACUCAUGGUUUGGUAGAAAACACAACUCAACCUGCUCAUGACUUAGUGCAUCAAGUUGCGAAUGUUGAUUCAUUUUCAGAGGCCUCACAGAAAUACACAGAUUCCAUUAAGGUUGAGCAAGAGCUGGACCAUGAGCCUAAACAGCAUGCAAAGCCAUUUCCUUUAGAUGCCCUUCACUUGAAUUCUCAGGAGAAGAGAUAUUGGGAAUCAACACCAAUGUCUUCUUCUGAGCAACAAUCUCCGACCUAUAAUAGACCAGAGAAUUGUCAGAAAGCUAAAGGGAGCCGUUGUACACUCAGCACAGGAAGCUCGAUAUCCUCUGAUUCUGCUCAAAUCCAAAAUGAAACGUUAAAGCAUUCAUCAGGAGAUACAAGAUCUGGGUUUCAUGGGGAUUCAGAAAAUCAACAGAAUCAACAAUGGCGAGUUUCUCCACAGAAACAACGCCUUCCAGCUGAAAUUAAUGCCCAAAUGGUUAGCAGUGGAGGUGAUUCUGAUCAUCCUUUACCUGCGCAAAAUCCACUUGUUCAAAGGAAUUCAACUACUCAUUCGUCGCCACCACAAAAUUUGCAGCAGCAGAGCUUUGUUUCCGAACACCAAUCACUUCCUCAAGCACAGAUGGCUCAGUUUCCUAUGCCAAGCGGGGGGCAGUAUGGGAACACAGCUUAUAUUCAAGAGUACAAUCAGAUGAUGGAAAAUUAUUUCCGGCAGCUGCAGCACAUGAUUGCUCAACAACACUAUGAAUAUCAACAACAAUUUAUGCAGCAGGUGCAGCAGCAACAAGUUCAACAACCCUAUCAGCAGCAACAGCAGCAGCAACUUUACUUACAGCAGCAACAGCAACUGGCACAGUUGUACUAUCAACAGUUGCCCCAGCUGCAGGGACAGCAAGCUCAGCUGAUGCAGCAGCAGCAGCAGUUCUAUCAUCAGUUUAUGCAGCCACAUGAUCAGAACCCGAUGCAACAGCAACAAGCAUAUCAGCAGCACCAACAAAUGCAACACCACCAGCAGAUUACUUCACCACAGAUUCCAACAUGGAACGGGAGCUACUAUCAUCAGCAAUCUUCAUCGCAACAUUUUGGCAGCAGCCAUUCUGGGGUGGAACCAGGCCAGCAGUUUGUAUCUCAGGUCCAACAGGUUAUUUCACCUCAUAGUGCAAGUGCUUCUGAAUCUCUAGAUCCCCAGCAAAUAUCUCAAGGCAUAACACCACCGCAUCCUCCAGCUGCAUCUGGAUCUGCUGUUUCUCCACAUAACCAGCUGCAACCUUCACAUGGAGGUACACCACAUGGUGCAGGUGCAUCUAGACCAUCCUCAUCUCCGUAUAACCAGCAGCAAUUACCUUAAAUGAUUUUCUAUUAUCCCCAUGAGUCCUUGGGAGAAGUCGCCACAGAGGAGGACAUUUGUAUCAUUGUUGUGACUAGUGGGAAGGCAAUGAGGUCUGGAAAUUGACAAAGGACGUACAACGAGCUUCUUUUGUGGGAAUCCUAUUGUCAAUCUUCCAUGCCGAACAGUAAAGCUCUAGUAGGUGUAUUUUCCACAGCUUGAGCGUGUACAGUAUGGGCUAGUUUUGAAUUGCUUGUAGGGCGACCAUUCUGGGCGGGUUUCUAUGUUUUGAUUCAGACUUGGUCUAGCUUUUUUGGCCUUGCAUGAGACUCGAUUGUUAACGUGAUCGAGUGUCGUGUUUCUAAGUUCUUUUAUGUUUCAUUAGUUGCUUUCCUUUGGGAUGUCGCUUUUGGCUUGGUAAUGUCUCAGAUGUUUGUUUAUGCUAUUUAUCUGUCUUUGACUUGUCAUUGAAGUUCUUAUUGUUUCCUAACUAGAAGCAGUAAUUCAAAUUCAAUGGAAACUCAAAAA